AUGGCGACGAUGAAACAUUUAGCGAAUUACAAACUUGUGUUCCUCGGAGACCAGUCCGUUGGCAAAACCAGCAUCAUCACUGCUUUCAUAAAGCCGCUUAUCGAUGUUUUGGCUCUGCCUUAUGCAAUGCUUAUCGACAUUUCGUAUAUUGUAUCUGCAGGGAGGGAUACUGCAGGACAAGAGAGAUUUAAAAGCUUAAUACCAAGUUAUAUCAGAGAUUCUUCUGUUGCUCUUAUUGUCUAUGAUGUUGCAAAUAAGGAAUCGUUUUUGAACACCUCCAAGUGGAUUGAAGAUGUUCGAGCGGAAAGAGGCAAUCAUGUCAUUAUCGUUCUUGUUGGUAACAAAACCGAUCUUGUUAAUAAAAGGCAAAUUUCAACAGAGGAAGGAGAUAAUAAAGCUCGCGAGUUUGGAGCUUUGUUCAUAGAGACUAGUGCAAAAAUUGGAUUCAACAUUAAGCCUUUGUUCUCCAAGAUUGCAUCGGAGUUACAGGGAAUUGAGACAGUUGCUUGA
Arabis nemorensis is the source of this 510-nucleotide messenger RNA. Lineage: Eukaryota; Viridiplantae; Streptophyta; Magnoliopsida; Brassicales; Brassicaceae. The record is from the annotation of a GenBank genome assembly.